AUGUCGUCCAUCAGCGACCCCAGUUACGGGGUCAACAGAGAUCUCCUCCCUCAUGUCCAUCUCAUGUCCACCUAUCGAUACACCUUCAAGGCCCAGGUGCAGCCGCAGGAAGUCACCGCUUGGCUGAUGCAGGCGCCAAAGAUCGCUCGCGACACCGCACCCUUCUUCUGGACUUACGUCGACCGACCCGAACACGGACAUAUCAGUCUCAACUGGCAGCCGCUGCAGCUGAUGGGAACCAACUACGCCAGCGACGGUUUCAUAUGGCCUGCUCAAGAGUCCUAUUACCAGCAGGAAGUGGGCAACGGUGUGAUUCUGGAAAUGUACUAUCACAAGGCUGGGUUCGCAUACGGAGAGCCCAUGGCAACCCAUUCCCGCCGCCGCUUCCGAUUAAUUCCUCCGAAUGCCCCUAACCCAAACGCUCCCCAAGUCGACCCGAGUCUCUGGAUUGUACACUACGGCCCAAUCGACCACAACGAGCGAAUUCCCUCGCAAGCGAUCCGCGGCGAUGCUCGAACGGCGUCUAUUCUGGAGACUCGCCUUUACCUUCAGCGAUGCGGGCAGAUCCAGCGGAAAGAAUUCAUCCUAGGCGACCGAGUCAACUGGCCGCAGAUAAGCUGGCCUAGAGAGCUAUCGCGACAGCAGAUGUACCCUGCGAAUCGAGGCGUCCCUCAGGCUAUGGCCUAUCCCGCUCAUCCACCCGGCGCUGGCGGUCCGCCAUCUAAGCGUUCUCGGACCAACCAGUCUGCUCAUGGGCAAAUAGCUCCGAUGGCUGCCAUCGCCCAGUCAGAUAGCACUUACGAUGAUGACGAGGACACGUCUCGUGGCGAUCUCUUUGACCAUAUGACGCCUCGCGACAUCAGCCUGGUUCGCUAUCGUCAAAACCAUGAAUGGAUGGAGGAGAUCCUGUCUUCGCCGUAUAGAAUGGAUCAGAUUGGGUUUGCAGAUCUGGGCCUCGGGCUCAAGGGCGAACUCUCUGGUCUCACUGAUGGUAUAUAUGAGUCUUAUGGACCCGAGGCAACAACGAAACCGUCCUCGAAGCCUGCUACGACCCACUUGGACCCUGAGCUGGCUUCCGAAUUCACGAAGCGAGUAACCGAUCGCAUUGACUUUACAAAAGCGGAUAUUGAGAAGAUGAAAGCGGACCACGCGAAGAAGAUGGCCAAAUUCAAGCGCAACUCCUUGUUGACUACUGCUGAGAGAGAGCUACGAUCCGCUAUAGAUGACGCCGGCGAGGACGGCUUGCUUCUAGAAGGCCAGGUAGAGGAAAGCGAGGAGGGGGUGAACCAGUGGCCCUCCAAGCAUACCAAGAAGGUUGAGGACAUCGUUGCUCAAGUAGAAGCACACCUGGGCCGCCAGGCGGAGGUGAUUCAUGACUUGAAGAGGAUUCACAAAGGUGGCUACCAGGAGCCCGCCCCUGAACCUGCGCCCGACGCAUCUGUCCAUCAGCCCAGUGCGGGCGGUCCUCAAAUUGGUGUUGCAAAUGGAAGCAACACAAUGUCGCGUCAGCCGUCCCAUGCUGGCUCGCAACAGAGCGGCUUCAUGAUUGGCGACUCUGAUAUCGACAUGGGUGGAACGGCCGCAGGACUUCUGGAUCAGAUGCACGCGGGUGGUUCAUCAACCUCUACGCCCCAGCCACAGUUGUCGGCUGCUCAGUCCAGCGCCGCCACCCCUGCGAACCUGAACGUGCCCUCGCCGCGGCCGCCACACCCACAAGCGUCCGGCACGGCGGCCAAGCAGGGUGUUGAUGCGAAAAUGGACGGUACGGGGGCAACAACUGGGCAGCCGGCCGGAACCGCUCCUGACCAGGGGACAGGCAGCGGCGACUGGGUCGUGGUCCCCAAAGGCGGAGCUACUACACCGGACGCUGGGGCAGGCUCUGCUGCUGCUGCUGCUGCUGCUGCUGCGAGUGGCGCACCCCCAACGAAGGCGGCGGCGGGGAAUGCUAGCAAGCAGGACUCGGCGAUGGGGACGCCUUCGAUGGGGUUUGAAGGCGAUCAGAACGACUUUAGCGAGCUGGACGACUUGAACUCGGCGGGGGAUGCUCUGGCUGAGUUUGGCGCUGGCGACGACGAUGGGGGUAUGGAUGAGGAGGGUAUGGAUAUGAGUAUGGACGACUCGGCGUUCGGGGAUGCGUUCCAUGGCGUUGAGACGCGGGGGGGAGGGGAUACGCCUGCUGAUAGCAACUCGUAG
Anthostomella pinea is the source of this 2193-nucleotide messenger RNA. The record is from the annotation of a GenBank genome assembly. Lineage: Eukaryota; Fungi; Ascomycota; Sordariomycetes; Xylariales; Xylariaceae.